ACCAAAAAUCCACAUAUCUGUACAUAUAUAAUCAUCAAUGUACAAUCGAACAUAACACAUUUUCAUUCUCGAGCCUGUCCUACUCUACUUGCUAACUAUGUCACUGAGAGUAGCAGCUGAGAACUUCCCUACAUUUCCGGUGGCGGGAGAGGCCGUAGCGGAGAAUUUAUUGGUGGUGAGAGAAUAUGAUGAAGAGAGAGAUAAGGCAGCAACAGAAAGAAUGGAGAAAAGAUGUGAAAUUGGACAACGAGGAAAACCUUCGCUUGUCACUGAUCUUUUAGGCGAUCCAAUUUGUCGUAUUCGUAAUUUUUCGUCUCAUGUUAUGUUGGUUGCAGAAUAUGGAGAAGAAAGAGAGAUGGUAGGAGUUAUAAGAGCUUGUGUUAAAAUUGUGACGACAGGGAACUCAUUAUUAGCUAAUUAUGUAAAAGUGGCUUACAUUUUGGGAUUACGAGUCUCUCCAACUCACAGGAGGCUUGGCAUUGGCACCAAAUUAGUUGACAAAAUAGAAGAAUGGUGCAAGAAAAAUGGGGUGGAGUAUUCAUACAUCGCCACAGAUUGCACAAAUCAACCUUCAAUCAAUUUAUUCACUAAAAGAUGCUCUUACACAAAAUUCCGUUCCCUUUCGAUGUUGGUGCAACCAGUUCAUGCUCAUUACAAAUCAUUAAACUCGAAUAAUAUCGCGAUCGUCCGAUUUACUUCAAAGCUGGCAGAAUCAAUUUAUCGUAGAGUAUUUUCCAAAGCAGAAUUUUUUCCUAGAGAUAUUGACACAAUUUUGUCUAGCAGGUUAAAUUUGGGCACGUUCAUGGCGAUGCCGAAAAAAUACCUCCCUAAAUGGGACCCUAAAACAGGGAUUUUACCCUCAAAUUUUGCUAUAAUAAGUAUAUGGAACACUAAAGAAGUGUUCAAAUUGCAAGUGAAGGGAGUGUCUAAAUUGACAUGUGCUUGUUGUAAGGGUUCUAGGUUGUUAGAUUCUUGGAUGCCAUGGCUAAGGUUGCCUUCCUUUCCUGAUGUGUUUAGAAAAUUUGGAGUUUAUUUCUUGUAUGGGUUGCACAUGGAAGGUAAGGGUGCAUCGCGGCUAUUAAAAGCUCUAUGUGCCUUCGCUCAUAAUAUGGCUAGAGAUGAUGAUGGGUGUGGGGCCCUAGUGGCUGAAGCGGGCCAGUUGGACCCAGUGAGAGAUGUGAUCCCACAUUGGAGGAAGUUUUCAUGGGCUGAAGAUCUGUGGUGCAUCAAGAAGCUUACUGAUGAGAAGAUAAAUGUUGAUGAAAGUUGUAGAUCGUACGAUUGGAUGAAAUCUAGGCCAUCUUCUUCAGUUAUUUUUGUGGACCCACGUGAUUUUUGAUUAAUGUAGUGUGACACGAUCAGUGCUCAUUUGCUAAUCUUAUACUUGAAAAGGAAAAAAAAAAAUUUUUGUUAAUAGCCAAUUUUACACACAAUUUCUUGAGA
This is a messenger RNA of Jatropha curcas, 1443 nucleotides long. Its product is annotated as putative N-acetyltransferase HLS1. NCBI's taxonomy places the organism in Eukaryota, Viridiplantae, Streptophyta, Magnoliopsida, Malpighiales, Euphorbiaceae. Gene Ontology annotation, molecular function: acyltransferase activity, transferring groups other than amino-acyl groups. The record is from RefSeq and is a predicted model, not a curated record.